AUGAAGGUCCACGAUCGUACGCAAUUGCAAUCAAUGCCGACUAAAGAUUUCAACGAAUUUGUUGCUUUACCACGUGAAUGGCGUCGAGGUGAUGAUAUUUUAUAUUGGCCAAAAAAUGAUGACUACUACAAUAUACAAUGGCUAGAAAAAUUAUGGAAAUAUCUCAAUGAUAAACUAUCCAAUGAUUUAUCAUCGUUAGAGAAUACAAAUAUUCUCUACGCUUUACCCUCUACAAAUUCUACCAUUCCAUCUUCAGCCAGUUCACAACAAGCUAAUACAAUUACACUGUAUAAAUUAUCGAAAAAUAUUGGUCUCAUUCAAAUGUUAACAUCACCAUCGAAAGAUGAUUUAAGUUUACAAAAAAUAUUAGGCAAAUUAAAUUUCCAUUGUAUUGAUGCAUUUCCAGAAAUUAUUCGACGACAUCCACUUCUGCAUGAAUAUGUACCAACCUUAACAUGUCAAGGUUUAUUACAAAUCUUACGUUAUCGUUUACGUCAUACAUCACAAUUAAAAAUUCUUCAAGAAUUUAAUACACUUCUUAAUGAUUCUGACAUAAAAUUAAUUCGUCAAUAUAUUUCAAGAAUUUCCUCACUCGAAUUAGAUGAAUCAAGUAUUCAAUGUAUUAAACAAUUGCCAAUAUUUGAUAAUUCAUACAGUGCACCAGAUUCAUUAAAAUAUAUUUCAUUGACAAAUAUUUUAUAUAUUUACGAAAGUGGACCAAAAUUACCAAUAGAUUUACAACCAAAAUCAUGUAUUAUUGUGACAGAUACCGAUUCUCGAAUAUUAUUAGAUAAAUUAGGAUAUGUUAUAUACGAUUUUACACAUGUGGCAAGAUAUAUAAUAACAACGAUUGGUGGAAAUAGUGUACAAAAACAAGAGGCAACAACAUCAAAAAUAACGACAGAUUAUACGAAAACGGUAGCAUUAGGUAAAUGGCUUCUAUCUUAUUGUAAUUCGUUGAUAUUAAACGAUGUUUUAUGUCAAGAAAGUUUAUCAUCAUGUAAAUUAUUUUUAAAUAAAAAACAAGAACUUUGUUCAUGUUUACAAUUAAUUGAUCCAUAUUUUAAAGAAAAAUAUUUACCAUUAUUUGAUGCUCGCCUAUUACCAUGUCAAGAUUUACUUGACAAUGAUAAAUAUUUAUCAAUAUUAAAACAUUUAAAAUUACGUACAUGUUAUAAUUUAAAAUGUGAUGAACUCAUUGAUAUAUGUGAACAACAAAAAGAUCAAAAUAGACAACAGAAUCGAGUUUUAUUAGCCGAUUUUAUAUUAGAAAUACUCAUUCAUAAUCCAAAAUUAUUAGAUGAUUAUUCACAAUUAAAACGAAUUGUAUUUAAACAAUAUUUAAAUAUUACACAAUGGGUACCUGUACAAAUUGAACGACCACAACACUAUCCACAAACAUUAACUUGGCAAGGUUCAAUUGAUCCACGUCGUUUGUAUGUUACACCACGUGAUUGUACAGAUAAAUCUUAUUCAUAUGUGAUUGGUAGUGUUUGUUUAAUAACAUCAUUAGAUAUACCAUUGGAACAUCGUGGUAAAAUUGAUUUAAAAGAAAUUAAAAUUGAUUUAUUAAUUAAACAUUUGAAAACAGUUAUACACUGUUUUAUGAAAUGUACACCAACUGAAUAUAAAAAUGAAUAUUCUGAAUAUUCAAAUAUAUGUAAAAAACUUUAUGAUUCAAUAUCACAUUUUGAUACUAUGGAAAUAUCAAAAGAAAUGAAAAUGAAUGAUAUUACUGAAUGGAUUUGGAAUGGUCAAACAUUUUCGGCUCCCUCACAAGUCUAUCUCAUUGAAAAAACACAUCCUCUAGCACCCUAUGUAUCAAUUGUACCCUAUGAUUUUUAUUCAUUUUCAAAUUUUUUUGAACGUAUUGGUGUUAGAUAUAAAGCGGAUUCAUCAAAAAUUGAAGAUAUUUUACGUGCACAACAAGGUGAUGAUCAUUUUUAUAAAUGGAUUCGUGAUACAUAUUCGAACGAUCAUCGAUUAUUGCAAUUAGUCAAUGAUGCUGAAAUAAAACAACAACAGACAAGUAAUAUAAAAACAACAAAAAUACCAACAUCCAAAGAUGAACAAACAAGAAUUACAUUUUCAUCAACAUUAGAUAAUUCAGACGAUAAAUAUUAUCUUUAUUUACCAGGUAAAUUUGAUAAAUUAUAUGACAAGAUGAAACUAUUUGUAAUUAGAUCACAAAGCUAAAAACGUUUAUCCCUCUAAGCUGUUGAAACCAUUUUCCAAAAUCUCAUUAUAGUACUUUGUAGUAUUUAUGGUGUGCUCCAUACAGGGUGAUCCAUAAGUUUUGGACACUCUCUUUAAAUUGACAUUAUCUAUAUGAUGGGGGUUCUUUAAACAUUGAAAGUUUUGGGACAUUUCGAUUUCGGUUCAAUUACGACGGCAUCUCAACUCUCAGGAUCAUCUCCUUCCUAUACACCAUUUUGUAGAGAAUUAAAUGGGGAAACUUUUGCAAAAAACAGCUGAAUCUUAUUAUGUGUAUUUGAUAUAGAUAAUGUCAAUUUACAGAGAGGGUCCACAACUUAUGGAUCACUCAGUAUGUAUCAAAGACGGCAUUCACUAGAAGAAAAGUGUUCGAAAUCACUGGUAGCCUUAGAAAAUGUUCGUAAAAAUGUUCGUAAAAAUGAUCCUUAGCUAGAUCUAUCUGAAAACAGAAUGAAAGAUUCUAACUUUUAUUUUGUGUAAUGUUUAAGUCGGAAUUUUACCAAAAAAAACUGAUUUUCACUCUUAGUAUGACUUCUACUAUCAAAAAGAGAAAACUAACCAUGUUGUGUAAACCGGUCGAAAGCCAUUGGUUAACACUAGAACGCCCGUAGCGGUCAUUUUGACCGUUUUGUGAUUUUUAUCCUUAAUAAAACAAACUGUAUACAAAUUAUUUAAAAAUAAAUUAUGUCAUAACUUUUAAUUUGUCCCACAAAAAUUAUUUUUUGCAGAAUUUUCAUUCAUUUUUGAAUUCAGAACCAUUUUUAAG
Didymodactylos carnosus is the source of this 2980-nucleotide messenger RNA. The record is from the annotation of a GenBank genome assembly. NCBI's taxonomy places the organism in Eukaryota, Metazoa, Rotifera, Eurotatoria, Philodinida, Philodinidae.